This is a messenger RNA of Gongylonema pulchrum, 381 nucleotides long. NCBI's taxonomy places the organism in Eukaryota, Metazoa, Nematoda, Chromadorea, Rhabditida, Gongylonematidae. The record is from the annotation of a GenBank genome assembly.
AUGAACGAUCAAGGAAGCGAAGCGAAUGCGCGGAGUUCACUGGAAGAUUUACUGAAAGCAAUGAACAAAUGGCCGGUGAAAGAUGCGAGUGAACUGGAAGUCGAUCCAUCUGCCGAUCCUGAGCCACUUUCCUCAUCCGAACUUAACGCAUCUCUGCAGACGUUACUGUCGGAGCCAGAUACCAGUGCAUCAGAUGUGGGCUAUUCAAGAAACCCAGUUACUGUUUCCUCAUCAACCAUCACUGAUGAGCAGGUGAGGCCUAGUUUUCAUGCGCUGUUUUGUCUUCAUUGUUCAAUAUGCCUUAAGCGGUUGAAUUUCUUGAGCAUUCAGGCCAGUAGUCAGUCAGACUUGUCGCUUAUGUGCCCAGAUUUCCUGGAAUAA